Messenger RNA from Staurois parvus, 333 nucleotides. The record is from the annotation of a GenBank genome assembly. NCBI's taxonomy places the organism in Eukaryota, Metazoa, Chordata, Amphibia, Anura, Ranidae.
AAGUGUCCGGACUGGAAGGGGGGGGGGAAAGUGUCCGGACUGGAAGGGGGUGAAAGUGUCCGGACUGGAAGGGGAGGAAAGUGUCCAGACUGGAAGGGGGUGAAAGUGUCCGGACUGGAAGGGGGGGGAAAGUGUCCGGACUGGAAGGGGGUAAAAGUGUCCGGACUGGAAGGGGGGGAAAGUGUCCGGACUGGAAGGGGGUGAAAGUGUCCGGACUGGAAGGGGAGGAAAGUGUCCGGACUGGAAGGGGGUGAAAGUGUCCGGACUGGAAGGGGGGGGAAAGUGUCCGGACUGGAAGGGGGGGAAAGUGUCCGGACUGGAAGGGGGGGAAAG